GUCUGAUUGUCUCUGUUUCUUCUCAAGCUCUCUCUCGAUCAUACAAAACCUAUCAAUGUAUAAUUUCGUUUUAAUUAUCUUAACACGUAUUUAUGUGUACAUAAACCACUGCCAUUGCUAACAUAUUAUUCAAGAAGCUCUUCUUCUUAAGUUACAGAUCAGAAAAUGCGAAAUGUUUUAAAAAACAAACUCUGGCAUUGUUUUCGACCUAUGGUCGAUAUGGACGUGGUGAUUGAACCCAAAAGCCUUAUUGUUCCUUCCACUGAUAUGGGUUUUACGUAUAUCAAAGUAGAAAACAUGGAGGGUAUGAAAGUUUCUGAAUGUGGGUCUUCCAUGAAUUCGGAAAAUAACUCAACCAUUGUGCCACAACCCACGAAGAAGACAUUUUCCCAGGUUAUUAAAGCAGUGUUAUUCGACACCGCUUUGGCGAAGAGAGUUCGUGACAGAAAAAGAUCCAAACAAGACUCGAGUAAAUCAAAGCUUAGUAUUUUAAAGAGUAAGAAAAAAUCUCCUGAUUUUGGUAGUUUUGAACUAAUGAAUCAUACUAUUCUUAGUUCAUCCUCAUCGUCUUCUUCUUCUUCUUCUUCAAGUAGAUCAGAGUCUGAAGUUUCUCCAAAGAGAAAGAAUAACGUUCGCGUUUCGGUGAACCAAUCAAGCCACACUGAAGAGAAGUACUCGAAAGUGUCAGAGAUGGGCCAAUCUGGUUUCAGCUCUGGCCUAUACAUGCUUUUACUUAGUCUCACAAUCACAGUCUUGUGGGGUAGGUACUGGGCAGUAGUCUUUACAACGAUAUCAUGGCUAUACUUGCUUUUCCCGGCGUGGUACGCCGGAAACUGCAAGCCGGAGAAUGAAAAAAAGUUGCCGGAGAAUGAGUCCAAGGAUUAUAAGAAGAAAGUAAUAAUGGAAGGCCUGCUUGAAAGGAAUCAUAUUCGAAGGUGGCAUUAAAUUUGUUACGUGAAAUUAUUGGUUUCGUGCUAAUUGGUGUGUCUUGGCUUGGUAUUUUUCUGGUCCAGAAAUUGAAGUCUUCUGAUAUAGCCUGCCAUAAGAGACAAAGGAAAGACAUAUUAGUUUCUUCUGUGCAGUUCCCUUUCUGUACAUCUCUGUGGAGAUAAACCCAAACCCUCAAGGUUUUUCUCGGAAAGGAAAAAGAAGAUUUCGAAAACUUUUGCUUCAUUUCUUUGUUAGUUCAAUAUCCACUUUAUGAAUAGAUUUUAUUUUGAUUUUGUUUAGUUAUGUAUUUAUCUUUUUUUUUUUUUUUGCAAUAAUAUAUAUAUUUAUUGAAAAAGUUUAUAAUGCCAUACAAUUUAUAUGUUAUAAUGUAUUUAUCUUUUUUAUUUUGUGUUAUAGUUAUAUUUAUUUGUAACU
This is a messenger RNA of Humulus lupulus (European hop), 1365 nucleotides long. RefSeq lists its product as uncharacterized. The record is from RefSeq and is a predicted model, not a curated record. Bases 166 to 945 code for a protein of 259 amino acids. The transcript has 2 exons. NCBI's taxonomy places the organism in Eukaryota, Viridiplantae, Streptophyta, Magnoliopsida, Rosales, Cannabaceae.